Talaromyces rugulosus is the source of this 2883-nucleotide messenger RNA. RefSeq lists its product as uncharacterized. The transcript has a single exon. Lineage: Eukaryota; Fungi; Ascomycota; Eurotiomycetes; Eurotiales; Trichocomaceae. The record is from RefSeq and is a predicted model, not a curated record. Bases 1 to 2883 code for a protein of 960 amino acids.
AUGGCGUACAACGCCGUUGCCCAGCUGGACGAUUUGAACGACGCCGCAUCCCAAUCCAGCGACUCCGAUGCCUCGCACGCGCCGGGCUCUCCGGUCGCUCUGGAGCCGCCCAUCGAGUCGAAGAGUGCCCCCGGCGAGCCUGUUGUCGCCGUUGCUCCUCUAGCAUCGCUCAUCAAUCGCACCGUCUCCCGCGACUAUGAAAUGGUCGAGGACGACGACUACGAGGAGUAUGCCGCCGUCGAUCCUAGCCUGAUCAGCCCGGCCACGAUAACGGCGCCAUCGCAGUCGCUGGCAACAGUCACGCCUAACGACGCACCGGCCACCGGAGCUCCAAUAGUCGACGCCGUGUCUCAUCCUGAUACUACUGCUACCACUACUGAAAAUGGACUCCCGCCAUCAGCCUCACCGGGUCCACUGGCGCGCACUCCCAGUGUCUCGUCUGUUGACCUGCGCCAUCCGACUCCCGAUCUACAGUCGCUACAAGGUGCUUAUGUAGGGAACAUCGAGAGGCUGGAAAAGAGCGCCGAGCGCCUCAGCAUGACUUCGUCCGAUCUCGGUGUGGAGCUACGCAAACUCGACAUGGAGCAAAAACGACGCGAGUCGACCUCGUCAUCAGUCCAGCAGGGACCCGAGUCUCCGUCGCGCCAGUUUUCCUCCACAUCUGUCUCAAAUUCCAUCAUCGGCCUCAAUUCCACUGCCCGCUCAGGCGGCUACUCUCCCGCCGCUUUUCUCACCUCGCCCAGAGGUUCCAUUUUGUCCGGUUCGCGUCUACGCUCAACCUCGCUUUCCUCGCCCUUGCAAGAUAUCCAGGAACCGAAACCGAACGAAGAUGCAGUACAGACACAUGAGGAUCAGGACAAAAAUGUCCAUCUCUCCUACGAGCUGCCUACACCCGAGCUCCUCCCCGAAGAUGGGACUGAAAGGCGCGAAUUACGCUUGGUCGAACCAACAGAUGAGAUCCCCGACAGACCGCUAACUGCUCGUUCAACCGAUACUUAUCAGCAAGCGACCAAUCUCUUCCUGGACUUUGACGGCGUGCACUUUGUACCACACCCGCGGGACCCCAGCCUCUCCCAUCAGCCUCCCGUGAGGAAAUCUAAGCGGGCCUCGACUGCGAAACAUUUCGACAAACCCCAGGCCGGCCAAGAUAUGAUUUACUAUCCCGCCCCCAUUCCCAAGAUCCUCAAUCUUCCUCAAAAGUUGUCAAAACGGCCGCAGAUCUCCGAGCACGAGAAACGUCGAACUCAGCUAUUGAACGACGCCUUGGCGACAGACAAGAACGAUGGGCACACGAUCGAUAAUCCCGCGGGCAAAAGAAUGUCAGAAAUUCCAGCGCAGCUACGAGCCAGUGCCUUCUUCGAUCGGCCAGCAGUUCCGCUUGAUGUCAAGAUCAAAAAUAAGUCGGCGGUGGAUACAUUGGAGAGCAUCCUGGAUGCGUCCGCUCGUGCGCCUGUCACCGCAUUUGUAGACCAUCCGAUUGUCGGGAGUGCCGGAAGAGAGGUAUAUUCUACGGUGGAAAAGAAGCGUUCAUCCCGAAUGUUAGGCGAAAAGAAAGAUCGGCGAUCAACGCUACAACCUCAUGAUGGCCUUGACAGCCAAAGUUCUCUUGGCCCAGUCCACUCCGAUGUGGAGGAGCACGAAGGCAGGGCAUUGCAUGGCGAGCACUCGGAUAGUGGUCGCUCUCGUUCGCAUUCAUCGGACGUAUCUACGAGCGAUUCAUCCAGUGACGAAGGUGAAAGUGCGGACGAGCUUGAUAGGAAAGAGGAGGAGGAGUAUGAUGAAUCAAAGUAUACUGGCCGUCCAACAACACUUCUUGCCGAAUUACAAAUGAGGAAACAUGAGCUUAAACAACGGAACCGGACAGCUGCUACCUCCUUCCCCAAUGGAUUGCACUCGACUCUCUUGCAGCUGGAUGCAGUCGCCCAGGCACAAAGUCGACAACGACGACAAAAGCGAGUCACGCUUGCUUGGGACACACAAGCCACCAACGAGGCUGACGAAGCCGAUGACGAGGAUAUCCCUCUUGCUAUGCUGUACGCUAGCAAGAAUCCUGCUUUGGAAGAACGGCCGCUUGGUCUCAUGGAGCGCCGAGAUAUGGAAGAAAAUGAGCCGUUGAGUAAACGACGUGCGCGAUUACGAGGAGAAGUCCCCGAAGCACCGCCUAAUAAACGUUCCAGUACCAUGCUGCGUGUGCCAGCUGCUGAAUCCGAUAGUGAAAACGAAGGGGAAACACUUGCCCAACGUAUUCGCCGUCUCAAAGCCGAGAAGUUGGACAAAUCCAAAAGCAUAAUCUCUGCGGAGUUUGAAAGCGAGAUCAUGACCGAGCUUGGAAAGCUACAUGAACCUGUUGAUCCGGUUGUGCCUGCGCCUAAGAAAACACAGACGCCAUCCAGGCCUCGGGAACCUGCUGCAGAGGAAGAGGAAACUCUGGGCCAGCGGAGAAAGCGGUUGCAGGCAGAGGCGCGGAUACGAAAGACUCAGAGCACCGCCGACAUGAAUGCCCGCAGAAGCAUGGCAGAUAUUCUCCAAACAUAUCCGAGUCAACACGCAUAUGGAGCUUCGGUUGAUCACACGCAGAAUGCCCACGCUUCCUGGAACCCGAGAACAGCAUAUCAACAUAACCGGGUGUCUACCAUGUACACCCUUCCUCCCAGUAUGAUGUACCAAGCUGGCUUUGGACAGGUACCCGGGCAUGACCUUCAGGCAGCCCAUGGAAAUCAUGCUUACAAUACGUCUUUCAUGCCCAAUGCCCAGAUGGGUAUGAACGUCGGCUUUGCUCCCGGUCUGCCUCCCCUAGGUUCUGCUCAAAUGAACCCAGCGGACGUCGACCCUCGGCAGCGAGAUGUCAUUGACCGGUGGCGGCAGAGCGUCACUGGCCUUUAG